CUUCAUCUACUUCUUUUAGGACAAAAUAGGACACACAAAAAGGGAGAAUAUAACACCCCAACCUCAUAUCGUAGGCCCUAAGCCCAGUCCUCAAGCCCUGUCCAGGUCCCAGGGCAGCAGCACGCUCGCCGACGGCGCUUUUUCCUUCUCUUCCUCUGCUUCCGGCGGCCGGCGGCCGGCGACGGCUAUUCGUCUCGCCCUCUCAACUGCGGCUAACCGGUAACAGUGCAACGCCAGUCAAGCACUCUGUCUUUAGGCGGAGAAAUUUGAGUAGAACCACCGUCACAUGGAUCAUCUAGCCCCAAAGGAGGAGUAUGCUGCAUUUGAGGAGAAGGUGAGGAGGACAGUUUACAUUGACAACCUCUCGCCGCAGGUCACUGAAGCUGUUAUAAAAACUGCGCUUAAUCAGUUUGGGAGCGUCUCCAAUGUUCAGUUCAUCCCAAACUACACAAUAUCAAUGAACAUUCCGCGAUGUGCUUUGGUUGAGAUGGAGAAUUCAAAGCAGGCCAAAGCCAUAGUAUCAGAAAUGGCCAACUUUCCUUUCAUGAUGUCCGGAAUGCCACGGCCUGUGAGGGCACGUAAUGCAGAAGCAGAGAUGUUUGAUAAUCGCCCAGUAAAGCCUGGAAGGAAAAUACAUUGUCGUUGGUCGGACCCUGGGGAACCAGAUUUUCAGGUGGCAAAGAAGCUAAAGCAACUGACCAGAAAACAUGAUGCUGAAGCUUCAUUCCUGCUGAAGCGCCAACUGAAGGAAGAGGAAAAGCUUUCAAAUCAGCAGGAAGAAAGCCUUAAAGCAAAUUAUCGGAAAUUCGAGAUGGUAGAUAGUGUCCUAAUGGAUGGAACUGCUGGUCGUUUGGGGCGCCGUUAUAAUAUGAAGGUUUUAGACGAUAAAUAGGUUUCUGUUUAGUUUGUUUGUGCCUGUUGUUUAGGGGAAAACAGCAGAAUUAUUGUAGCAAGGAGACACUAUAGUAGGUUUUUUUUUUGGUCCAGCCACCUUUGGAGUUAUUUAUCUCUGCCAACAUAUCCACUAAAGCAUCCAUGGCCACAUUGUACAUUUCACAAAGACCAUGAUUCACUUUAUGCUCCAUUUGCAUUAUGCACACUAUCAUUCAAUCCA
Messenger RNA from Malania oleifera, 1114 nucleotides. RefSeq lists its product as uncharacterized. Bases 287 to 892 code for a protein of 201 amino acids. Gene Ontology annotation, molecular function: RNA binding. The transcript has 3 exons. The record is from RefSeq and is a predicted model, not a curated record. NCBI's taxonomy places the organism in Eukaryota, Viridiplantae, Streptophyta, Magnoliopsida, Santalales, Ximeniaceae.